AUGGAUGUAUGGAACCCUUCGAGCGAACGUUUUGCGUUUAGCCGCCACGUAACGCGCACCUGGCGCCAGCUCUACCACGUCCAUCACCUACAGUGGUACCGAUGGGUAUUGCGAGGCGCUGCAGGCCUCCACCUCACACCGAACUUUGGCAAACUCUAUUGGCACUACAGCACUCAUCAUUCUCCGUCGGUUUUUCCCGACUUUUUGGCCUUCAGUCUCUCGGUUGCGGCAAGGGUCGUCUGGCAUUUCCUGUUCAGAGACCCCGGGGGAUUCCUGGGGUUCAAGCGGCCUGGAAGAGGGUAUCGAUGGGUUGUUGCGGGUAUCCUUGGGCUGACGACGUUGCCAAAUGGAGUGGUGCAUGUGUGGGCGCUGAAGAUGGCCCUCAGAAAGGAUAUGGUUCUGCUUUCGGGAGUUGUGACGGCUGUAUUGGCAAUCGUCUUUUUCGUUCCGCUCGCUGGACUGGCGUGGUGGAUGGCUUGGAAGUACUUGCUGGCUGCGGAUGAGAGUAAUGAGGAGUUUGAGCCGGUAGUGAAGUGGAGCGUUAUAGUUUCCGCUGGAGGGCAAGUGCAGGAUUGGGAGCCUCCCGCUGUCGAACCCUAUAGAGACGAGCCAGCAGACGGCACGGAGGUGAAUGGCUAUCUUGCCGAAGCGUACGGAAAACAGACACUGGCAGCAGAAGAGUUGCUCUUGGAUGUGGACUCCGCUGGAGUUGCCGGACCUGUCGAGGUACAAUCCUUGGGAUUGGACGCAGUUCACGAUGAAGAAGCUGAAGAUCAGGGGCGGGAGCUGGACGAUGCGCCGAAUGCGACUUCAGCUACGGACGCUACACUUCCUUCCCGUUGUCCAACCCUAGCUCGUUUUGAGUAUAUGCCGCAACGGUACUCUGGCCCGCAUUCCUGGUUUUCAUACCCCAUAAUUCCGGUGGUGCUCUCUACCUACGGCACCAUUCUUCUCAUUGUGCUUCCCAUCUUCAUCCACGAAGACCGGGCAUACGACCUCAGAGCUCCCUCUCCUACGCUGAAAAGGAGUCUCGACAUGCCACUCGGACUGUAUCUCCUCUCCUUCUACGCCGCAAAGCACUGCAUUCGCGCAUCCCUCUUCGAAAGAUUCAGCAUCGCGCCUCCCGAGCCUUGGAAGCAAAUGAUCUCGAUCUUACCCUCCUGGUUUGGCACAGGAGGCACCUUUAAGAAUCAGGACACGGGGGAAAUCACCGUCUACGAUCCUCGACGUCGUGCUUUCCCAUGGCAGGCAUACCGCAAUCCGGCCCUCAUCCGCACCCGUGCGUAUAUCAAGAAAUAUAAUGACUGUGCGGAUGCUGCAUGUACGUCGUACUGGGGCCACUCGGGCCGUCCGACAAAGUCCGACUUCCGGUUCCGUCCGACCAUUUACCGGGUUGGAUUCCUUCUUCUCGCGGGCUACUUCGCACUCAAGGGAUUUUGGAACACGGUGUUCUACGACGUGCCCAACGAAUUCGAGGAGAGGCUGAGGCAUUGGAAGAGCAUCACGCCGGCAGACAUUGCGCGGAUACGGAGGAUUCUCGCGCUUUGGCAAGGUCUAGUAUAUACGGGUCUCUAUUUCACCGUCAUGGCUCUGUCCUACGCGGCGGCCUCGACGGGAAGCAUGGUGACGCUUUUCUUCAUGGCCGUGUGGAAGCAUGUGCCAGAGGAGGCGAAGGAGGAAACGUAUCGAGCGGCACGGGAGGCCCAAGAGCGGGAAAUUGAAAGGAGGAGCAGGCAGGAGUGA
This is a messenger RNA of Westerdykella ornata, 1743 nucleotides long. RefSeq lists its product as uncharacterized. The transcript has 2 exons. The coding region runs from base 1 to 1743 and encodes 580 amino acids. The record is from RefSeq and is a predicted model, not a curated record. NCBI's taxonomy places the organism in Eukaryota, Fungi, Ascomycota, Dothideomycetes, Pleosporales, Sporormiaceae.